UGUCAGCCUUUGUGUCAUAGACUGCAAAUCUCCCUGCUCACUGCUGCUCCACUAAGGCAGCAAAUCAGCUUCAUGCUCUUCUGGCUGAAGGCUUUUGGAAUGGAUAAGAGCAAGGGGAGGGAAAAAAAACCUGCUUCCUUGACAGGGGCAGUCCUAAAGGCUGGCUGCGGAGUGUGCAGCCACUUGCACAACAUUAUUGCACUCUUCCACGGUGGCAAGGUGAGAACGUUGCAGAAGAAAAAUUAGGGGAAUCUGUGCUUCUGCACUUCAGCUGUGUCUACUGGUUUGGGGAUUUGGCUGCUGCCAGGUUUGAAGAUGAAUACCUGAAGUACUGUGAGGCAGAUUUAAGCACAAGCACCAGCAGCUCAUGCCAAAGCUCCGCUCCCAGACCUAUGAACUGAUGCCAAGCCUCCUGUUUUCAAUUACGCAAACCUUCCACCUCCUGCUCCAGAGGCUGCAAGCACAGAUAUGAAGUGACUACAUGAACCAUACAAGAUCAGUACACGAAGAAAGAUAAAUUCCAUGCGCAGAACACGAGGUGUAAGUAUUUUCUCUUUGCAGAUCCAGGACUGGGGGCAUACUGUUUUUCUGCAGUACUGAAACUGUUUUCAGCAGGCUUGUAAGCUUUAGUAAGUGAAUUUAUUUUCUGGUGUAACCAAUGGCGAAAUGUUCUUGGGCACCAAUGGCAGGAAACACAGCUCUUCUGCAAAUUAAAAUCAGUAUUGUUCUAAUUACGUUCGGUGUUUGUAGGGUGAUGGUAAUAUCUCAUUCUCAUCUGUUCCCAGCACUGAUUUACAGAAAAGGGCAACAGUUGUUGGGUUGGGUAUCGGCUUGUUCAGCCUUUCUGAUAAAGAAAGUAAAUUGCUAGCAGAAUAUUUAAAAGGGUUUGCCAGGAGUGCGCUCGGCUUUGCUCUUUAGAAGCCCUGAGGCUCUGCUGUGGGAGACCCUAGGAUGUCUUCAGCAAGGUUUGCUACAUGAUAAGCCUCAGACCCCCAAAGGACUAGUGCAGACUGCAAGUCAGUCCCAUGCCUUUUUUGAUUUUUUGCUUGCAGCUUCCUGGUAGUAGUAACUGAAAAACAGAUUAGGGCUGCAAAGGUUGUGUUUCUAACUUUCUUUCCUUGCUGAGGAUUGAGACAUCCCAUUGUAGCUUUAUUCCUGAGGGAAGAUGUAAUGGUGUAAUAGUAAGGAGGCAGGGGCUGUAGUACACAUCUAUAUGGAGGACUUUAAGAAUGGCCAUUUAGGGCUGCUGAGACAUUAUGUGGCUGUAGCUGAGACAAAUGAUUUCCCAUGUAUUCAAGCUCAGGCAGCUGGUGAGAAGGAUGAACAUCACGGAUAUAUCUUACAGAUAAAAUUCGAAUCUGAAAUUCCUGAUAAAAUUGCACAGGAUUCUAAUUGUUACCAGUUGCUGUCCAAAAACAAAUUCAAAACUAUCUCCUCUCCUUCCUGUUAGCUACAGCAAAAUGUUCAACCAUAGUAAAAAGAAACCAACAGCUAAGCCGAUGUGGCAAGUGUGGGUGAUGUACAUGCUCUUGGCUGCACUCCUCUCAGAAGAACAAGCCCUGAAACAGGCCUGUCCUUCAUGCAAUGCCUCUCAGUCUUGCAACUGCUCUUCCAUGGGUUUGGACUUCAUUCCCUCGGGGCUCACGAUCAAAAUCACAGUGUUAAACCUGGCCCACAACAGGAUAAAGCAGAUCCGGGCACACGAUCUGCAGCAGGCUGUGAACCUGAGAGCCCUGCUGCUGCAGUCCAACCAGAUCAGCUCCAUAGACGAGGACUCCUUUGGCUCCCAGGAGAAACUGGAGCUCUUGGACUUGUCAAAUAACAGCCUGGCUUGCUUGUCCCCGGUGUGGUUUGGGCCCCUUUUUUCACUCCAGCACCUCCGCAUUCAAGGCAAUUCCUACAGCGACCUGGGGGAAAGUUCCCCUUUUUCCAGCCUGAGAAAUCUAAGCUCUCUCCACCUGGGCAACCCACAGUUCUCCACCAUCAGGCAGGGAAACUUUGAAGGCAUUACAUUUCUCAACACACUGAAGAUUGACGGCGGCAAUCUCAGUCAGUACGAGCCUGGGAGUCUGAAAUCGAUUAGGAAGAUAAAUCACAUGAUCAUAAGCAUAAGAAGGAUUGACGUGUUCUCAGCAGUCAUCAGGGACCUUCUGCACUCUGCCAUUUGGUUAGAAGUUAGAGAGAUCAAAUUAGAUAUUGAAAAUAAAAAACUGGUUCAGAACUCUACUCUUCCUUUGACAAUACAAAAACUUACGUUUACUGGUGCUUCAUUCACAGAUAAAUAUAUUAGCCGAAUAACAGUGUUAUUGAAGGAAAUCACAUCUUUGAGAGAGUUAGAGGCAGUAGAUUGUGUGCUUGAGGGGAAAGGAGCAUGGGAUAUGACAGAAAUUGCAAAAAGUGGGCAAAGUUCUGUUGAAACAGUAUCAGUAAGAAAUAUGACGAUUCUGGAUUUCUAUUUAUUCUUUGACCUGGAAGGUAUAGAGACACAAGUAGGGGAGCUGAAAAGACUCAGCAUUGUGAGCUCUAAAGUCUUCAUGGUACCGUGCAGACUUGCAAGACAUUUUUCAUCACUUUUAUAUCUUGAUUUCCAUGAUAAUUUGCUUGUAAAUAAUCGCUUAGGUGAGACAAUCUGUGAAGAUGCAUGGCCUUCGUUACAGACUCUAAAUCUAAGUAAAAACUCUCUGAAAUCCCUAAAACAGACUGCAAGAUAUAUAAGUAAUGUACGCAAACUGAUUAAUCUUGACAUUAGCGAAAACAAUUUUGGUGAGAUUCCAGACGUGUGUGAAUGGCCUGAAAACCUGAAAUAUUUGAAUCUCUCCAGCACUCAAAUUCCCAAAUUAACGACUUGCAUUCCCUCAACUCUUGAAGUGCUGGAUGUUAGUGCUAACAACCUGCAGGAUUUUGGACUGCAGCUGCCGUUUCUCAAGGAGCUGUACCUGACAAAAAACCAUCUGAAGACCUUGCCCGAAGCCGCAGCUGUUCCUAACUUAGUGGCCAUGUCAAUCAGCAGAAACAAGCUCAACAGUUUCUCCAAGGAAGAGUUUGAGUCCUUCAAGCAAAUGGAGCUACUGGAUGCCAGCGCCAACAACUUUAUCUGCUCCUGUGAAUUCCUCUCCUUCAUUCACCAUGAGGCAGGGAUAGCCCGGGUGCUUGUGAGGUGGCCAGAAAGCUACAUCUGCGACUCUCCUCUGGCGUUGCGAGGGGCGCAGGUUGGGAGCGUGCAGCUCUCCCUGAUGGAGUGCCACCGGACCCUCCUGGUGUCCUUGAUCUGCGCCCUGGUGUUCCUGUUCAUCCUCAUCCUGGUGGUCAUCGGCUACAAGUACCAUGCGGUCUGGUACAUGAGAAUGACCUGGGCAUGGCUCCAAGCCAAGCGGAAGCCCAAGCGAGCCCCCGCCAAAGACAUCUGCUACGAUGCUUUCGUCUCCUACAGUGAGAAUGACUCCAACUGGGUGGAAAACAUCAUGGUGCAGCAGCUGGAGCAGGCGUGUCCCCCCUUUAGGCUGUGCCUCCAUAAGCGGGACUUUGUGCCCGGCAAGUGGAUCGUGGACAACAUAAUUGACUCCAUUGAGAAGAGCCACAAGACGCUUUUUGUGCUGUCAGAGCACUUUGUGCAGAGCGAGUGGUGCAAGUAUGAGCUGGACUUCUCACACUUCCGCCUCUUUGAUGAGAACAAUGAUGCGGCGAUCCUCAUCCUGCUGGAGCCCAUUCAGAGCCAGGCGAUCCCCAAGAGGUUCUGCAAACUGCGGAAGAUAAUGAACACCAAGACCUACCUGGAGUGGCCUCUUGAUGAAGAGCAACAGCAGAUGUUUUGGGAAAACUUGAAAGCAGCCUUGAAGUCGUAGGACAAGUUAGGAGUUCCUAUUUCAGUAUAUUUCCAGAAAGUAUGUUUUUUUAUAUGUAUAUAAAAGACUUUAAAUAUAUACAUAUAUAUAUAUAUGUUGCAUAUAUAUAUGGUCUGUAUAUUUUUAUUGUGAGUUCCACAUGUUUAGUGGUUCUUAUGAGAACCUGAAGUUGUCUCUGUAGGGAUAAAGUUAAAAGUGACUUUGUCUGACUAAGUUUGUGUUCCUGGAGCAUAAGUGUGGAGGAAUGUAAAUGAAUGUUUCAGUGUAUUUCCACAAAGGUCAAUGUUUCUUCCUACUAAGGAAUUUAACUUUUUAAUCUUUUCUGCCUAAUGAGAACUGGCUUUCUUGUGGAUAGAUGUAACUGUCAUAUUACUAAAUGAAAAAGAGCAACUUCAGACUUUUCAGUGAUUUGAUGCUCUUGUCUUCCAAAAUCCUUGCCGGUAGCAGUGAUAUUUGAAAGUCAUGCUGGACAUUCCUAAAAAAAUUAGCUGAACUUCUCAGUGUUUUUCUAUACUCUUUCAUCAUAUUGCUGAUUAAUUCCUAACAAUACCAUUGUAAUGGACAAUUGAUAAUAAAAGCCAAAUACUUAAAUACC
Molecule: messenger RNA, 4437 nt
Organism: Numida meleagris (helmeted guineafowl)
Lineage: Eukaryota; Metazoa; Chordata; Aves; Galliformes; Numididae
Gene: TLR2
Product: toll like receptor 2
Exons: 3
Coding region: 1461-3842 (793 amino acids)
Biological process (GO): inflammatory response; toll-like receptor signaling pathway; immune response
Cellular component (GO): membrane
Molecular function (GO): triacyl lipopeptide binding; protein binding; transmembrane signaling receptor activity
Source: RefSeq, a predicted model, not a curated record